Culex pipiens pallens (northern house mosquito) is the source of this 1747-nucleotide messenger RNA. RefSeq names its product serine/threonine-protein kinase ULK3 (gene Aduk). Gene Ontology annotation, cellular component: autophagosome; cytoplasm. Gene Ontology annotation, molecular function: protein serine/threonine kinase activity; ATP binding. The transcript is spliced from 2 exons. The coding region runs from base 180 to 1640 and encodes 486 amino acids. Gene Ontology annotation, biological process: protein autophosphorylation; autophagosome organization; peptidyl-serine phosphorylation. The record is from RefSeq and is a predicted model, not a curated record. Lineage: Eukaryota; Metazoa; Arthropoda; Insecta; Diptera; Culicidae.
AUAACAACGCGCAGUUCAAAACAAAAGAAACUUUCCCGUUUUUGGCCUUUUCGACAAAGAAGUUUUUAAAUUAGUGACACAAUUUUUCGUAGAUUUGUGUGCAAUGAAAUGACAAAAUUUUACUAAGACCAACAUGGUGGAGUAGUGUUUCGAGGGGUUUCCGAACUUCCGGCCGCGCGAUGGCGCAGCCAUCUCCUCGCCCGGACAUUUCCGCGUACCAGAUGCUGGAACGCAUCGGCAGCGGUUCGUACGCCACGGUCUACCGCGCAAUGCUGAAGAGCACGAAGGAGAUCUUCGCGAUCAAGUGCGUCGAGAAGGCGUCGCUGUCCAAGUCCGCGGUGGACAAUAUCAUUACGGAGAUCAGCUUGCUGAAAAAGCUGAAGCACGAGCACAUCGUGGAGAUGCGGGACUUUUUGUGGGACGAUCGGUUUAUUUACAUCGUGAUGGAGUACUGUGCGGGGGGGAGUUUGCACGGGUACAUCCGGGUCAAGCAGAAGCUGAACGAAACGACUUGUCGGGUGUUUUUGAGGCAGUUGUCGUUGGCGUUGCGGUACAUGAGGGAGAACGACGUCAGUCACUUUGACUUUAAGCCGCAGAAUCUGCUGCUGGCGAAGGGACCGGGUCCUGGGGGGUUCCGGCUGAAGGUGGCGGACUUUGGGUUUGCGCAGCAUUUGAGGUUAGGGCAGGAGAAUACGUCGGUGAAGGGAUCGCCGCUGUACAUGGCUCCGGAAGUGCUGCUGAAGCACUGUUACGACGCGACGGCGGAUUUGUGGAGCAUCGGGGUCAUUCUUUACGAGUGUUUGUUUGGACGGGCUCCGUACAGUUCGCAGACAUUUCAGGAGCUGGUUGACAAGAUCCGUGCGAAUCGACGCAUUGAGAUUCCGAAAACGGUGAAGAUUUCAGUUGAGUGUGAAGAUCUUCUGACGAGACUGCUUCAGCGAUCGCCACGUGAUCGUAUCAGCUUCGAGGAGUUCUUCAAGCAUGCGUUCCUGGAUCUUGAACACGCCCCUUCCGAGGAGAACCUCGAGAGGGCGAUCGGACUCAUCAACGAUGCGAUCGAGCUGGACAAGCGGCAGGAGUACGACGCCGCCUACAAGCUGUACUGCAAAGGUCUGCAGUACUUCGUUCCGAUCAUUCAAGCCGAAACUUGCCCGAACAAGAAGCAAAUCCUCCGUCAGCGCGUCCAGACGUACCUGAACCGGGCCGAAGAGAUCAAACAUUCCUUUCAAUCCGAACCGGAACCGGAAACCCCCGCCUCCAGUUCCAAAUCCCCGCAGAAACCAUCCGCUCGCAUCCAGCAGAUCCAGCGGGCCCUCCAACCCUCGGAAAACUACCAGCAACUACUCGUCCUGGCCGCGUCCAGUCCGGACCUCAAAUCCGCCCUCGAAAUCGGCCGCCAGGCCGAACUCUACGCUCUCGAAAACAAGCUGGACACGGCGCUGGACUCGUACAAGACGGCUCUGGGUGCCCUAAUGCCUCUCCUGUCCGCGGAACCUCGAGGUUCCCGGCGACGGGAUCUCCUCCACGCGCAGAUCGUCUGCUGGAUGGAGGCCGCCGAACAGAUCAAAACCGUCCGCUCGGCGCAGAUCCUCGAGGAGAUGGACGCCGUCGCAACCGGGUACAACUGUUGCGUUCAGUGAGAUUUCGAUUCAAGCUUUUGCUUUUUUCACGUGUGUGCCUGUUACGUUUGUUUGUUUUUAGUAUGACACGCUAGUAUUCUUUGUAAUAAACUCUAUGAUUGAAUCUA